UAAUCUUUGUGUAGAACUUCGUACAAAUCAUCGCAUGUUUCUGGAAUGAUUCGACUGAGAGCUUGGGGUGAUAUUAUCGUAGAAAACUUCAUGCAUGCAUAGGAACGACCUGUAGCUAAAAAUCUCAGUGUUGAAGAUAGUCUCUCAUGAGGACUUAUUGCUUCUCUCAUCACAGUGUUAUUUUUCUGUAUUAGCGGAGUGACUAAAGCCAAAAGGUUAAAGUACGUCUCUUCAUUCAUCCUUAAAUAGUUAUGCCAAUCUUUUAAGGUGAAUUUGAAUUCAUUUAAUAAAUUUAUGUGAGAGUACGACUUCCUUUUUAGAAGCCAGUUCUUACACCACACACUACGUGGUUUUCUCUUCUUUUUGCACAAAAUAAGUAAAGCCAAUAGCGCGUCAUCGUCUUCCAUCGUGGAUGACAUGUUCUCGUCAGAGAUUCUGGGGAGAACUGACAAUCGACUCAGAUUUCGUUGGUGUGUAGCGGCACUAGUGCUGUUCGAUAAAACUGCACAAACGAACUGUACAGUUUUAUCGUUACGAUAAAUCGUUACGUGUGUAGCUGGCUUUAUAGUGAUUUAUAAGACAGUGACUUUACAAUAGUGUAGUAUUAUUUUAGUAAAAAUGGUAAAAAAACAUCCAAGUAAGGUUUGUAAACGCUCUAAAAGAUCUACCACUUGGAAAAAGAUUUGGCAGAAAAGGAAAGAAUUAUCAGAAGGGUAAGUACUUGGAAACCGUCUAUUUUUUCCGGUUGAGACAAUCCUAAUAAUAAUACUUAAUAAUUUUAUUGUAGACCAAUUGAAAAAUCUGCACAGCCAAUAGGGUCAGUAGUAGAUUCAGUGCCAAUUUGUGGCAUUGAGAAAAUAAAUGAUAAUAAUAAUAAAAUAGAUCCAUGGGAUCCAAAAAAUGAGUAUGAUAGGUAAAUAUAAGAAUUUCAAUAGCACUCGCAACGGAACAAUCCCAUCCCAAAAAUGAAAAUAAUUUUGAAACUUUGGGGAUAUGUACAAUUUGAGUUUCAUUUCAUUGAACAUUUUGUCAAAAAUGAGAUAAUACAGGUUAGAAUAAGCUAAGGUCAAAUAGUUCGUGUACAAUAUCCAAAUUAUAAUACCCGACAUACAAUUACAACAAGAUAAUUAGAGUUAUUGGUUUUAUGAAAUUUUUAAUUUUUGCCUGUAAGGCAUAAUCGAUGGGGAUUUGAAGUUUUCGGUCUUAAGUUCGAAAUAAGAGAUCGCGACUUAUUAGCUACUUUUUUCUAAUUGGUAUAGUUUUAGGAAUAGUCUAUGUGGACAACAAAUUUGAAAGAUUCAUAAUUUUUUCAAUUUUCAAGGAAGAUCCGAUUCCUAUAUCAUUAUAAAACCAUUAUAAGAAUGUUGUAUAAGCUUUCAAUAUGUGAAGACAGAGAACGUAGUUAUAUUGACAGCUACAUUAGAAAUACUGUACAAACAUGCAAAACAAUGUACAUUUGGGUUAUUGAAACCGCAUCAUGAACAACGUUUUGGGUUGCGAUCUAUUUUUACAUUAAAGUGUUCAGCAUGUGAUAAAUACUUCAUUGUACAUACAGAAAAAGAACGAAAGCCCUUCGCGACAAAUAACGUACAAUUUGUUUGGGGAACGCUAACCGCCGGUAGUACCUAUGCGCAAAUGAAGGAUUUCUACACUGAGACGUCCCUAUAAUGUCAUAUUCUUCCUUUCACAAAAUAGAGGAGUCGCUUGGGGACCACUGGAAAGAUGAAGUAUGGUACAGUAUGGAAAAGGCAGGAAAGGAAGAACUAAGUAUUGCAAUUCAAAAAGGGCACUUUAGUUCAGAUGGAGUACCGUGGAUAACCGUUCAUUGUGAUGGAGGAUGGAGCAAACGCAGUUAUGGACAUUCAUACAAUGCUCUGUCUGGCACGGCUGUUGUGAUAGGAAAAGAAACGGUAUUAGUACUAUUUGUUGGAGUGCGAAACAAAUAUUGUUGUAUUUGCACUAGAGCUGCCAACUUAAGACAAUUUCCAUCACAACAUAGAUGUUUUAAAAACUGGGAGGCUUCCUCUACAGGAAUGGAGACUGAUAUUUUAGUAGAAGCUUUUAAUAACAGCAUAAGUAUGCAUGGGGUUAAAUAUCUAAAAAUGAUCGGUGAUGGCGAUUCCAGCGUAUACAGCAAAAUUAGAUCUAACGUGAGUUAUGGUAUGGAGGUAGAUAAAAUAGAAUGCGUAAAUCACCUGAUAAAGAACUUUGGAAAAAGUUUAUAUAAAAUAAAGACGUCUGCAACAAAUGACGGGGUAUCAUCUCAAGCUCGAAAAAUGUUGACGAAUGAAAAAAUUAAAAAACUUCAACAAUUUAUUAUGUAUCGAGCCAAAAUUAACGAAAAUGUAGAAGAUCUCUAAACUGAUAUUGCUAAUUCAAUAAAUCAUGUUUAUGGGAACCACAGUGAUUGUGUUUCACAUUACAGUAACACCCCUGGAUUUAGAAAUGCGACACUAGUAAAUAAAUUUAUUAGUUCAGGAUUAGUAUAUCACUUAAGAAGUAAGUAUUUAUACUUCUGCCACAGAUUGUUAAUUUCAUUUUUUACAAAAUCGUUAUAGGUGCUAUGGAACCUGUGCUGGCAAGAGCUCAUAAACUAGUAGCGUAUGAAAAUAAUAACAAGGUUGAAGUUUUUAUGGCUCUUGUAGCAAAAUUAAAUUGUGGCAAACGCUUAAAUUUAAUUCAAAGGCGA
This is a messenger RNA of Onthophagus taurus, 2689 nucleotides long. NCBI's taxonomy places the organism in Eukaryota, Metazoa, Arthropoda, Insecta, Coleoptera, Scarabaeidae. The record is from RefSeq and is a predicted model, not a curated record.